Fukomys damarensis (Damara mole-rat) is the source of this 4778-nucleotide messenger RNA. RefSeq names its product von Willebrand factor D and EGF domains (gene Vwde). The transcript is spliced from 25 exons. NCBI's taxonomy places the organism in Eukaryota, Metazoa, Chordata, Mammalia, Rodentia, Bathyergidae. Gene Ontology annotation, molecular function: signaling receptor binding; calcium ion binding. Gene Ontology annotation, biological process: anatomical structure development. The coding region runs from base 40 to 4731 and encodes 1563 amino acids. Gene Ontology annotation, cellular component: cell surface; extracellular region. The record is from RefSeq and is a predicted model, not a curated record.
AUUCUUCGGAGCCCUUACAGAAGUGUCCACUUUGACUCCAUGCACCUCCAGCAGGCAGCUGCUCACGACCUCAUCUGUGACCAUUCCCUGUUCCCCGGAUGGUAUCGGUUCCUCAUCUUUGACAGACCCGCUGAGAUGCCAACCAAAUGUGUUGAGAUGAACCACUGUGGAACUCAGGCCCCUAUCUGGCUGUCUCUGAGAGAUACAGAAACACUGCCCCCUCCUGGGCAGACUAAGAAUCUGACAGCUUGCGCUACAUGGCAGUUUCUGUUUAGCCCUGGAAAAGACUGCUGUCUCUUUCAAAUCCCGGUGUCUGUGAGAAACUGCGGAAAUUUUUUUGUGUACUUCCUGCAACCCACUCAGGGAUGUAUGGGCUACUGUGCAGAAGCUAUUUCUGAUACAAAAUUACACUCUUGUGGCCCUGAAGAAAUAGAAAUCGGAGGUGACUGUAUUGGUCAGCCUUUGGCCCGACUGCCGCCACCACCUCCUGGAAGGCCAGAGGUUGUGGUGGAAUUGAUUGAGUCCAGGCUUUUCUGUAGAUGUGCAUUUGAUGUUUCCCCAACCAACAACUCGGUGGGAUUUCUUGUAUCUUGGUCUAGGCUUUCUUCUCAAGAAAUCAAAGAAGAGCUAAAACAAGAGACCACAGUUCAGGCAUUCUCUCUUUUAGAACUUGAUGGCAUAAAUCUCAGACUUGGAGACAGGAUAUUCUGUAGUGCUUCUGUCUUUCUCUUGGAGAAACCACAUAUACAAAGUUUAACCAGUGAAAGCAGAGAAUUUUUUGCAGGCAUUAAGUUACAACCCGAAUUGAGCUCUAUAUCAGAAGAUGGGAAAGAACACCAGCUGAGGAUAGAGAGCACAGUUCCUAUUGUUUGUUCUGAGUUUAGUAAAUUUGAUGAGGAAUGCAAAAUCUCAUUAAAACUGAAAACUGUUGAUCAAGGUAAUGAACAUUUUGGCUUAAAUUUGGCCCUGUCUUCCUGUCAUGUGGACCUUCGCCAGACCUCACCCUGUGCCAAUGGAACCUGUAGUUAUGCUUUUGUGAACUACACUGCUGUAUCAGACUUUUCCUCAGAUGGGGACAGAGUCACAGACAUCAUAGUGCAACCGAUAGUUAAUGAGGAUUUCCUGUGGAACGGCUACAUUCCAGACAGCGUCCAGGUCAGAGUUAAGGAUAUCCCAACUGCUUACUGUUACUCAUUUACUGACCCACAUAUAAUAACCUUUGAUGGCAGGAUAUAUGAUAAUUUCAAGACUGGAACAUUUGUGCUUUAUAAGAGUACAUCACGUGAUUUUGAAAUCCAUGUACGUCAGUGGGACUGUGGAAGACUUUACUAUCCUGUGUCCUGUAACUGUGGGUUUGUUGCCAAAGAAGAAGGUGUUUUAGUUACUUUUGAUAUGUGCAGUGGUCACUUACACGCAUCUCAACCGUAUUUAUUUGUGAAAAGUCAAGAUGUAUCCAGCAAUAUCAAGAUAAGUGAAUCCUACUUAGGAAGAAAAGUCACAAUAUGGUUUUCUUCUGGAGCAUUUAUCCGUGCUGACCUCAGUGAAUGGGGCAUGAGUCUAACAGUCAGAGCCCCUAGUUUAGAUUACCAAAACACUUUGGGCCUUUGUGGUACCUUUGAUGAAAACCCAGAAAAUGAUUUCCAUGACAGAAAUGGGAUCAAAAUUGAUCAAAAUUUUAAUAAUUUUUUUGCUUUUAUUAAUGAAUGGAGAAUUUUGCCAGGGAAAAGCAUGUUUGACACAAUGCCGAUUUCUCUGACAUUGCCUACAAAACCAUCCUACUGUAGCUGCUCACUGGAGACUGCCUCAAAGUAUCGAUUUUCUAAUCAUCUGGACAGUGUUUCUCAAUCAGAAACUGUUUCAGGUUGCAAAGACUUCAAACACAUGAGAUUCUCUUCUUUGAUACCAGAACUAGAUGUCACCUCAGAGUAUAUUAAUUCUGAAAUUCUUGUCAAAGGAAUAAGAAAGCAUACAUCUGAAGAAGAAAAUAAUUUGAUUUUCUUACUGCAAGAAAAAAAACAUAUAAACCUAACCAAACUGGACUUAAAUUUACAGCAUCCCAAGAAUGAAAAGCAAAAUGCAUCAAACUAUUUGGACAGUGAGAAGCAAACACAGGACGAGGCUGGCCACAGCCACGAAACAAGGUGGCAUCAACGGAAGAGGUGGAAACGCCAAAACGUUAAGGACUAUCCUCCUUUGUCUGCUUUCCAAAGUCUCAGCCAAACCAACCUUGAAGAGUUUACUUACUUUUUCCCUGAAGACCAUGCUGAAGAUGUCCACCAAGAAUUAGUCCCUUCAUGGCCCACACCCUCUGGUCUUACUGAGCACAGCACCUUGGCUCUCUGUGAGCAGACUCUAGCCAACUCUAGCAUUGGAGAGCUCUGCCUUGCCUUUCUUGGCAAGAGACUAAACAGUGUUAUCGAUAUGUGUGUUAAGGAUGUUCUGUUGAAAGAUGAUAUUAGCUGGGCCAAAGCAAGUUUGGCCCUUUUGGAAAACGAAUGUGAAAGGAGGGUUUUGGAAGAGGGAGCAUAUGACAGAGGAAAAUAUGGCAAGUCAAUUGAAGACAUUCUCCUGGUAUUAAAAUGCCCCAAUUUAUGCAGUGGCCAUGGAGAGUGUAUGGAGUGGGGCUGUGCAUGCUUCCCGGGCUUUAGCUCCUAUGACUGCAGUGAUGUGUACGACAACCCUCCUGCAAUCACAGAGCUUGAGAAUGCUGGCUUCUGUGAUGUUCAAAAAUAUAAUUGUGUGAUGGUGAAAGUUUUUGGUCAAGGUUUCAAAGAAUCACCUUCCAUUACAUGUGAAGUUACUAAACUGAAGUAUAAUGGCAGUCACUGGGUGCAUGGAGAACCCAUCUAUGCAUGGGCAGUUUUUCAAAAUAACAGAACUGUUGCUUGUCAGCUGCCCUCUAGUGUCCAGCAGUCUGACAGCCCAGGUCGGAUAGGUGCGAAGCCAGUUGCAAAGUGGCAAUUAAAGAUAUCUAAUGAUGGUUAUAAAUUCAGUAAUCCCAAAACAAUGAUUAUAUACGAUGGUGCUUGUCAAGACUGUGGUCUCUAUGAAAAUGAUUCAUGUACUGUAAAAGAAAAUAGUUGCCUGAUCAAUGGAGUCUGCUAUUCUGAAGGGGAUAAAAAUGUUACCAAUCCUUGUUUGAUUUGUAGACCCAAAAUCUCAAAAUUUACUUGGUCCUAUUUAGAAAGUAUAAACUGCCAGGAAGAUGUUGAUGAUUGUGAGUCUGAGCCUUGCUUUCCAGGAACAGGUUGCCUCAAUACCUUUGGAUCCUAUCACUGUGGUCCCUGUCCAAAAGGAUUUCAUGGUGAUGGGAAAAUAUGUCACGUUGAAACACAAAUUUUAAAUGAAUUUACUACACGGACUCUGAUUAUCCCAAGAUCUGACAGAAAUGUAAUUAAGAAGGAGGGUACCAAACAAGGAGAGAACCAUGUUAAGCCAAUGAACAGAAAUGCCUCUAGUCUCAAUUCUCAGUUACCAUCAACAGAGCAUUCACUAAUUGGUGAAAACUUUACCUACAGUCCUGCUAUUAUCAAAAAGUUCCUAAAGAACCUAAUGAACAUCUCCUAUUUGUCACUACAAUCAGUUACAACUCCAACGGAUAAUUCGCAGAUGGUUGUUUCCCAUCACAUAACAGAUUUUGAAUAUGCAGAUCAUGUUGUCAGUGCAAAUUCCAGUCUGGAAAAGUCAGAAAUUCCUAUGACCAGCAAUAAUUCAUUAAACUUUAAUCCGCAUGUUUCUAAUGAACUAAAAGAUGUUAUCCACAGUACCAUCCAAACAGAGGCAAGAGGCUACAAUUCUCAAAUUAAUAAUUCUUCCCAAAAUUACACACAAGCUAAGGAUGAGUUUGCAAUAUCAGAUACUACAGCAGUCACUAUUUUGCCGGAAAAGUUUGGAUUAACCAAAACGUCAACUUGUGCUGAUAAGCCUUGCUUUCUUGGUGUUUCCUGUGUGUCGACCACAGAUGACCACUUCAGAUGUGGACGCUGCCCCUUGGGAUAUUAUGGAGAUGGUAUCACUUGCAGAGCCAUUUGUAGACACCCAUGUGGAAAAGGCAGGGAGUGUGUUGCACCAAACACAUGCAAAUGUAAGCCUGGCUAUGCUGGUUCUAACUGCCAAACUGCUGUAUGUCACCCCGCUUGCAGAAACCAUGGAAAAUGUGUUAAGCCUGGCAUUUGUGAAUGUCUUCCAGGAUACGGUGGAGCAACCUGUGAUGAAGCAUUCUGCAACCCACCUUGUCAACAUGGUGGCAUGUGUCUGCCUGGCAAUCUCUGCACUUGUGCAUAUGGCUUUGUAGGACCAAGAUGUGAAACAAUGAUUUGUAACAGACACUGUGAAAAUGGAGGUGAAUGUCUUGCACCAGAUGUUUGCCAGUGCAAGCCUGGCUGGUAUGGACCUACCUGUAACACAGCUUUGUGUGACCCCGUUUGCCUCAAUGGUGGUUCCUGCUACAAACCCAACACUUGCCUCUGUCCACAUGGAUUCUUUGGUGCACAAUGUCAGAAUGCUGUCUGUCACCCUCCCUGUAAGAAUGGUGGCCUCUGCAUGAGAAAUAACGUAUGCAUCUGUCAGGAAGCAUACACUGGUAGGAGGUGCCAAAAAAGCAUCUGUGAUCCUAUGUGCAUGAAUGGAGGAAAAUGCGUGAGACCAAACAUUUGCUCUUGCCCUUCCGGUUGGAGUGGGAAACAGUGCAGCACACGUAAGAAUACUCUUAAAGUGCUAACGGCUAAGUGAAAUGAAGCAGACACAGAAGGUUAAACAUCACAUGCUUUCCCUCAUAU